UUCCACCAGAUGUCACGGAUCAGAGUUUGACUAUUGUGAGACCAAAGAAGCGUAAAAGCACAAUGUUAGAGCUUCUACCAUGGCAUAAAGAAGUAACCCAAGGUUCCAAUAGGCUUCACAAUAUCAGUGUUGCUGAACGAGAUUGGGCUGAAGCUGCAAAUCGGCUAAUUGAGAAGGUGGAAGAUGAUUCUGAAAUGUUUGAUGAUGUACAACCACUGGUUCGACCUAGAAGAAGGCUUAUAUUGACAACACAGUUGAUGCAACAACUCUUUCGUCCUGCACCAGCAUCAAUACUCUCUGCAGAAGCCACUUUAAACUAUGAGAGUAUACUAUACUUUGUUGCUAAAUUGGCAUUAGGGGACGCAUGCAGCCUGAUCUGUAGUCCUGGAAGUGGUUCAUGUGAACCCCCAAGCAAUGCAAGCAUGGUAUCUGAGAAGGUUAAAAGUUCUGAGAGAAUCGGUGACCUGUGUUUCUCAAAAAAUGUGGAAGAUUUCAUUGGUAGGGCAAGGAAAUUGGAAAAUGAUUUAUCGAGAUUGGACAAGAGAGCAUCAAUUUUAGACCUUCGAGCGGAUUGCCAGGAUCUUGAAAGGUUCUCUGUCAUCAACCGUUUUGCCAAAUUCCAUGGCCGGGGCCAUGCAGAUGGGGCUGAGACCUCAUCAUCCUCUGAUGCAGGUGCAUCCCCACAGAGAACAUGCGCCCAGAGAUAUGUUACUGCACUUCCACUGCCCAGAAAUCUUCCGGAGGGGGUACAAUGUCUGUCACUUUGAUCAUAUAAAUUAAUUGAUUUUUUGCCCCUUCCCCCCUUUUUGGUCAUUGGUGGUCUCCCAUCCCCAAAGCAUUUGUGGUCUCCUUUUUGUAUUUAUGCUGUCAUCCUAUGGGCUGGAUACAGCAAGUGCGAGAAAGGAAAGUAGAGGGGGAAUGAAUUUCUGAUCGGGUCUUCUGAGUAAUCAGGGUUGUCCGUUCCUUUUGAAUGAGGCCAUUGAUGUCAUUUUUUGAGGAAGUAGUCAUAGGCCAUGUAUAUUCUUCAUUUCU
Molecule: messenger RNA, 1032 nt
Organism: Macadamia integrifolia
Lineage: Eukaryota; Viridiplantae; Streptophyta; Magnoliopsida; Proteales; Proteaceae
Exons: 5
Coding region: 63-767 (234 amino acids)
Source: RefSeq, a predicted model, not a curated record